AUGGACGAAUCAGUAGCUCUUAAGAAGAUUAAUGAGACGUUCAGAAAUGAGGAGGAUCUACAAAGAAUUAUCAGUUUCCGCGAGGAUUGCAUACGGGAGAAACAUCUCAUUGAUUCCCAAUUGAAGAUUGAAUCACAACAAGAACUGGAACACUCCCUCAAAGUGCUAAAUGAGCUGAGACUAGCAAAUCUGAACUUUAAGGAUCUGAGAGACAAUAUUGCCAAGAUAAAUGUGAUGAAGAAUGACUCGUUUCAGUCAAUUGCCAACUAUGACCUGAUAGAACGUUCAGCCAACGUGUAUGAGUUCUUUGAGAAGAUGGAAAACAUAUACGACCAAUUUUCUACGUUUUCACAAACUCAACAGGAAUUGGAGCGUUUGAUUGACUUGGAAACUGCCGAAGAGAUCCAAGUGGAUUCUCCUGUUACGAGUCUGUUGGUGAUCCAUUACCGUUUGAACCAACUUCGUGAUUUGAGAGACGAACUCACAUUGAUGUCUGAAAAGUCGAAAGAUGACACGAAGGCGGUAUUAAAGAGGCUUUUCAGCACACUGGAUCCUUUGGUUGCGCGAUUUGAUGUCUUUUUGCAAGAGAUCACCACAUGUCUGAUUGAGUCCAUGAAGGAGGGUAAUUUCUCUUUGAUCAUUCGUCUUGUGAAGAUCAUAGAUUUCGAGGAGAGAGAAGACCUGAAACUUACAAUUUUCCAGAGUUUGCUUGAGAAGAACCAAGAGUCCUUUGGAGGGGAUUCCGGUAGAAAAGAUACCGACAAAGACAGUAGGAUGAUGAAAUCCAGCAUCAAAAGAACAAAGGUUAGAGGCUAUAAGAACUUGUUUUUUGACUGGAUCCAAAGCUUGAUUUCUGAAGUCUUUGACAAUUGCAUAGAGACCUUCCAAGAUAACCCUUUUGAAGUUCUUGAGAACUUGGACUGGGUGUUUCAGGAUCUCAAGGUCGUCCAAGAGUCAGAGUCUUUGUGCUUCCCUCAACGAUGGGGGAUGUUCAAGCAGAUACGCAUUCUGUAUCAAGCUAAUCUUCAACGAGUGAUCACCAAUUUGUUGAAUUAUAACCCAGAAACCUACAUCAUUAUACAAAUUCUACAGUUUGACGACAAAUACAGGUCCAUAAUGAGGUCAGAGUUUGGAUUGCUGAACAGAGACAUUGGGUCUUCGAUCGGAGAAGAGACUAAGGAGCAACUGCUUGAUGAUUACUUGAAAAUGAUGAAGGGAAAGAUGUCUGAGUGGAUAAAUAGAGUGGAGGAAACAGAAAGGGAUGUUUUCACCAAGAGGGAAACCGCACCCCAAGUUCAUCCCAACGAACUUCCUGGUCUCGUGGGAUCGAGCAUCGUGUUUGAGAUGUUCCAGGAACAAUGUGGUGUCGCAGCAGAGACCAACCAGGCAAAGAUAUUGAAUGGAGUGGUAUUACAUUUUGCCGACUUGUUACUGAAACGACAGGGCGAUUGGAGUGCGCUGUUGACAUCUGAAGUUGAGAGAUGGAUAGAGCACACUGAUGAGAUUCCAGACGGACUGAUCGAGUACAUUGUCGCGUUGGCCAAUGAUCAGAUCAGAGGAUUUGAAUACACUGAGGAUGUGCUCAACAGAAUGCUUCCCCUAGUGUCCAAAAAGUAUCAAGAAUCUAUGCAAGAGUCAUUGGACAAAGUCAUGGAUGGCUAUGCCUCAAUGGGACGAGAGUGUGUUACCGGUCUCACCAGCAUCAUGUUUUCUGAUAUCAAAAACAUAUUUCCACUUCUGUUCAAUAAGGACUGGUAUGAUCACGGUCGUGAAUGGAUGACUCAAUUGAUUGAUACUUUUGACGAUUACUUGGCCGACUUCCAGCACAGUUUGAACGAAACUCCAUACCAAGUGCUGCUGGAGUUGUUGAUACCGCAGUUACUGCUCAAGUACUUGGCUCCCCUCGGCUACGGAAACAACUUCAACAUGAAGAAAGUAUAUGGUUACUUCCAAGAAGAUGCUGCAUCUUUGGUGAACUUGUUUGCGAAGUAUGUGAAUGGUGACGAGGUGUUGAUGCAACAAUUUGAGAUCUUGAACAUAACACUGGAUCUGAUCCAGCUGAAGGAAGAUCAAGAGAUUGUGAGUGCCUGGAGGGACAGGUAUUUACCCAUCUUCAACGAUUUACCCACAGAGUUCCUGAGGACUGUGCUAUCGUGUCGCAAAGAUAUCAGUUCGUCUAGGAUGAAAUUUAUCAUUGGAGAGUGUGAGUUCCUGAAUCAGGAAUACGAGAGGACAACCGAGGAGUUUGUUCCUUCGUUCAUGGCUAACUUUGUGGCCGAUACCAAGGAUAAAAAACGGUCGUGA
This is a messenger RNA of Kuraishia capsulata CBS 1993, 2304 nucleotides long. RefSeq lists its product as uncharacterized. The record is from RefSeq and is a predicted model, not a curated record. The transcript has a single exon. Gene Ontology annotation, biological process: exocyst localization; exocytosis. Gene Ontology annotation, cellular component: exocyst. Gene Ontology annotation, molecular function: SNARE binding. The coding region runs from base 1 to 2304 and encodes 767 amino acids. Lineage: Eukaryota; Fungi; Ascomycota; Pichiomycetes; Pichiales; Pichiaceae.